AUGGGAUUUGAUUAGUAAUUGAUGGAACGAUUUGAACUUCUAUUACCAUUUGUUUUAGAAACAGAAGGAGGUUAAAUAUAUCAAUAAGAGUAUUAGAACCAACCUAAUAAUUCUCGUAUAUCAUAAGAUUCUUAUAAUCAAUAUAGAAAUAAGAAAUAAAAAUAAAACUAAAAUAUGGUAAAUUAAUAAAUUAAAGAUGCUUCCUUACUCAGUAAAGAGGAUAUUAAAGAAUAUUAUCUUGAUAUAUUUAUUAAAAAUAAAUGUGAUAAAAUUCUAGAUUUAAGAACUUGUUAUUUAUAUUUUGAUAUGGUUAUUAAUAUAGGAUCUGAAAAUGCUACUCUCAUAAUACAAAAAGCUUGUAAUUCAACCUUAGAUGGUAUAUUCAAUAAAAACAUUAUUUCAAUUGCAAAUAAUAUUGAAUAAAAUAGAUUAUAAAAAAGUAUUAUUGAUGCAAGAAAGAAAUAAUUUUAAAAAUUUUGUGAACUUAAACCACAUAUUAGGAAAUUUGAAAAAGAUCUCAAUAAUAGACUUAGCAAAAUCUAAGAACGAAUCUCAUAAGGACUGUUGAAUAUAGAUAAGACUCAAAAUAAUAGAGAUACACCUAACAAUUAGUAAGGAAUAAAUAUAAAGAAUAAUCAAAUGAAAGAUAUUAAAUAAAAAAUCAAUUAACCAAAAGCAUCUUAAAAACCUAUUAAUCAACAAUAAGUAAUUGAUAAAUUAAAAGUCAAUUAAAAAGAAAUUUAAUAGAAUGAUAAUAAAAUAAAUCUAUAUAAAUUGAAUAAAAUAAAAGGAGUAAAUAAAUAGACAGCAUAAUUUUUAUUAGAUAAAAAUGAUAAUAUUCAUUUGUCUGAUUUAGCAACUGUAUUAUUAGUUUAUAAUGAUCCAAAUUUAGAUGAUAAACAUAAAGGCAUAUGCUUUAGUUUAGAUCCAAUAGUAUAACCAAAUUAGGAAGAAUUCAAAUAAUAAGAGAAAGUUUGUUGGCCAGAUAAGUUUGUUAAUAGGAAUAUUAUUCAAGAUACAGAAUUUGCUUAAAUACUCUUUGAAACAGAUUAUUUACUUAAAUUAAUGAGUCUUGGAGUUUAAGAUGAUGGCAAAACUCCUUUUUAAUAUCCUAAAGAACUUUCAGAUAAAGGUUUAAAAUCAUGUAUAGCAUUUGGAAAGGGAUAAUUUACAAAAUUAUUAUGUAGAUUUUGGUUAGUACCAUAAUAAUGUACUUAUCAAUUCAAAGAUAAUAAGUAUAUAGUGAAUGAUAUAAAAAUUAUAUGUUAAGCUAGAUAAAUAGAGAGAAUUAAUUCAUAAUUAUAAGAUAAAUAAGCUUAGGAUAUUAAUGAUAUGUCAUACUAAUUUGCUUAAAAGUUUAGUGAAUUAUAUGAUUAAAUAGCAAUUCAUUAUCCAAUUUUUAAUAGACUUAAAUAAUUAUUUAAAGCUGUUGCUUUAGGGAAAUGGAUGUAUUAAAAUAGAGUAAAAGUGGAUUAUUAAAAAUUAUAAGAAUAAAUAAUAAAGGUAAAUAAUCAACCAAAAGUGAUUCCUAUUUUAAAAUUUGAAUAGAUAGGAGAUGAAUCUAAGAUACCAGUAAAUUAUACAUUAAAUGAGAAGAUUUAGAAGGCUAAAGAUUAUUUAAUUGAGAAAGGUCAUCCAACAACUUAAAAUUUAAUUGAUUAAGUAGUUUAAUAAAUUCCUGAUUUGAAAGGAUAUUAGAUUUCAUAAUAAGUAUUUUAUACUCUUGGAGGUAUUGAUCCAAAUUGUUAGAAUAUGAUUGCAUAGGAUUUUAUGAAAGAGACAAAAGGAGAAGAAGAAGAUUAAAUAGAAAUACCUUUUUUUCCUUGUAUAAAGUGUAAAGAUUGUUAAAGGAUGGUUGAAAAAUAAUUGAUUUCAUUAGAUUAAAGUAAAUGUUCAGUUCAUAAUGAUUUUACAUGUUUUUUAUGUUUAGAAUUAGUAACUAGUGAAGAUAAGGAACCAAGAUGUUGUGUUAUAAAUAAUUUCAAAUAUAUAUUUCAUAAAGAAUGUAGUGAAGAAUAUGAAACAAUAUUAAAUAGAAAGAAAGAUUUAUUAGAUUUUUGA
Molecule: messenger RNA, 2061 nt
Organism: Paramecium primaurelia
Lineage: Eukaryota; Ciliophora; Oligohymenophorea; Peniculida; Parameciidae
Source: the annotation of a GenBank genome assembly